AUGGAAGAAGUCACUGAAAGAUCAUCUUUAACCUAUCAUUUUCUGUUUUGUUCUACUGAAAUUUGUUAUUUAGUGCUGAAGUUCAUUUUGGCGGUGGCAAGCUGUUAUUCAGCUUCUGUGUGGCAUGACAACAGUAAAGACUGCAUUGUGCUAAAGAUAAUCCGUGUUCUUCCACCUGCUGUUCUCAGCAGUCAAGCAAAAGCCAUCUCUCCUACAUGUGAACUUGCAAUUGCAGAAAGGUCCUGGUGUUUUUACCCCAUAUCGGUGAGCGAGUUUGUUCAAAUUGACUUUGAAAAGGGAGGCACCACUACUUGCAGGAGAUCUGAGGUUUCUAAUAAAUCCUUCCAUUUAACUCAGGUGCAUUGGAACCAUAUCGAUGAAAAUGGAGUCUGCCAGGAAGAAGCAUGGUUUGAUUCAGUGAGCAUACUAGAAUCUGAAUCUGAUGAUGAUUUUAUCAGUGUUUUCGGAGGUGCACACAUGUUACGUCCCCAAGCAGGAUUGCUCAUUCCCUGUGCAAAUGGUGAUGAGAAGGCAUUACCAGGCUCUUGGUCUGCAAUUUCACCCUCCGUUUUUAGGGUCCGGGGCGAGACUUUCUUCAAGUAA
Spinacia oleracea (spinach) is the source of this 603-nucleotide messenger RNA. RefSeq lists its product as uncharacterized. Bases 1 to 603 code for a protein of 200 amino acids. The record is from RefSeq and is a predicted model, not a curated record. The transcript has 6 exons. Lineage: Eukaryota; Viridiplantae; Streptophyta; Magnoliopsida; Caryophyllales; Amaranthaceae.